AAUUUCAUAUUCAUACAUACAUACAUUGUGUGUAUAUAUAUACAUAUAAUUAAUAUCCACUCUCUUGUCUCUCUCUCUCUAUAUCACUAUUCACAAUCAGUCUCAAAUUUUUUCAACCACAUCUCCAUCCCAAUUUCAAAACAGAAUUUACACCCAUCAAACUUUUCAUUCUAACUUAUUACAAUAACUCAUAAAUAUAUAUAUAUAUAUAUAAUCAAUUAUUCCCAAGUGGCCUAUUUAUAUUUAUGAUCACUAUAUAUAUAUUUUCUUAGAGAGAAAAUUAAAUUAAAAGAAGAUGGCGGUGGCUAGCGGAGGAAGAUCUUUAGAACAAACACCAACAUGGGCUGUGGCCGUAGUUUGUCUUGUUUUGGUAUUUGUUUCCAUUAUUAUUGAGCACAUAAUCCAUCUCAUUGGCAAGUGGUUUAAGAAGAAACAUAAACGAGCUCUUUAUGAAUCGUUGGAAAAGAUCAAAUCAGAGCUUAUGUUAUUGGGGUUCAUAUCGUUGUUACUAACGGUGGGACAAAGUCCGAUCUCAAAUAUUUGUAUAUCUGAGAAAAUUGGGGGGACAUGGCAUCCUUGUAAUAAAGAACAAGAAGAGAAAUUGAAUAAAGGGGCUGAAGAAUCUGAUGUCGAACAUGAAAGUAACAGUCGGAGAUUGCUGGCCUUUUUAGAGUCCGGCGACGGUGCUGCUAGUGUCCGGCGAAUUUUGGCGGCGGCCGGGACUGAUAAGUGUGCUGAAAAGGGCAAAGUUCCAUUUGUUUCGGCGGAUGGUAUUCAUCAGUUGCAUAUUUUUAUCUUUGUGUUGGCUGUUUUCCAUGUUCUCUACUGCAUCAUGACAAUGUUUUUGGGCAGACUUAAGAUGGGAAGUUGGAAGCAUUGGGAAAAGGAGACUAAAACAGCCGAAUAUCAAUUCUCACAUGAUCCAGAAAGAUUCAGAUUUGCGAGGGACACUUCUUUUGGAAGAAGACAUUUAAGUUUCUGGACCAAACACCCUUUCCUAAUAUGGAUAGUUUGUUUCUUCAGACAAUUUGUUAGAUCAGUUCCUAAAGUUGAUUAUUUAACUUUGAGACAUGGAUUUAUAAUGGCACAUUUGGCCCCUCAAAGCCAUCAAAAAUUUGACUUUCAGAAGUACAUUAACAGAUCUCUAGAAGAAGAUUUCAAGGUCGUUGUAGGAAUCAGUCCUCCUAUUUGGUUCUUCGCUGUGGUGUUCUUACUCUUCAAUACCCAUGGCUGGUAUUCUUAUCUUUGGCUACCUUUUAUUCCUCUAAUUGUGAUCUUAUUGGUGGGGACGAAAUUACAAGUGAUUAUAACAAAGAUGGGGCUAAGAAUUCAAGAAAGAGGAGAAGUGGUAAAAGGAGUGCCUGUGGUUCAACCUGGGGAUGACCUUUUCUGGUUCAACCGCCCACGCCUUAUUCUCUACCUUAUUAACUUCGUCCUCUUCCAGAAUGCAUUCCAGCUUGCGUUCUUUGCAUGGACUUGGUAUGAAUUUGGACGCAAAUCUUGCUUUCAUGAACAUGUUGAGGAUGUGGUUAUCAGAAUCACCAUGGGGGUGCUCAUCCAGAUUCUGUGCAGCUACGUCACCCUCCCUCUCUACGCCCUUGUUACACAAAUGGGUACAUCCAUGAAACCAACUAUAUUCAACGACAAAGUAGCGGAGGCCCUCCGCAACUGGCACCACUCAGCCCGAAAGCACAUCAAACACCAAAACAAGGCGGCGGGGUCAGUGACGCCGCUGUCAAGCCGGCCAACGACACCCACACAUCACAUGUCCCCGGUCCACCUCUUGCGCCACUACCGCAGUGAGGCAGCAGACAGCCUCCAAAACUCCCCAAGGCGCUCAAACUUUGAUGGUACCACCGAACGGUGGGAGACAGAUUCGCCAUCUCCAUCUCACCACCACCACCACGGCCGCUUCGCGACCGAGGGUUCCUCCUCUCAUCAUAAUAGUAAUAAUAAUAAUAAAAAUAAAAAUCAACAAAUUGAAUUGGGACAAAUAAUGGAACAACAUCAUCUUCAUGAAGAUCGAUUCGCCAAUGAGCUUCCUCCUCAAACCACAACAUUAAGAAAUCAAGCUGCUACUGCUGAUGAUCAAUCAUCAGCAGCAGCAGCAAAGGUGGGGCCGCCGCCGCCCCACCACGAAAUCAAUAUUGGACACAGAGAUUUCUCUUUUGAACGGUUUGAACGACAGCCUAGCGUUUGAUGACGAGAGAGAAUUCCGUUAUUUGGUUAUAAUGUUAAUCGGACGGUUCUCAUUGUCUCGGCCUCUGAUGAUCAACGAGCUAGAAUGAUUGAGAUGAUUUAUUACUGAUCAGCAUGCAUGAUUAUAUAUAAGCAGCUCCAAUAAUGAGCGGUUUAAUUAUAUGUUAUUUAUGUAUAAUUAAUUAUUAUGUUUAUAUAAUUUUUUUGUUUAUUUGUUUUUCAUUAGUAUUUUUAAUUUAUAAAUAUUAAUUUCUUUUAAGAAACGAAUUUGGCGCACGUGGAGAUAUGGAGCUGGUUUUGGCAUCCCAUCCCAUGCUAAGCUUCAUGAUCAGUUUUAUUAAUUAAUUAUUACUGCUUAAUUAGUUUAAUUUG
Cannabis sativa is the source of this 2571-nucleotide messenger RNA. RefSeq names its product MLO-like protein 6. The transcript is spliced from 15 exons. Bases 296 to 2200 code for a protein of 634 amino acids. The record is from RefSeq and is a predicted model, not a curated record. NCBI's taxonomy places the organism in Eukaryota, Viridiplantae, Streptophyta, Magnoliopsida, Rosales, Cannabaceae. Gene Ontology annotation, cellular component: membrane. Gene Ontology annotation, biological process: defense response.